This is a messenger RNA of Cannabis sativa, 1422 nucleotides long. RefSeq lists its product as uncharacterized. Lineage: Eukaryota; Viridiplantae; Streptophyta; Magnoliopsida; Rosales; Cannabaceae. The transcript has 5 exons. The record is from RefSeq and is a predicted model, not a curated record. Gene Ontology annotation, molecular function: cysteine-type peptidase activity. Bases 31 to 849 code for a protein of 272 amino acids. Gene Ontology annotation, biological process: proteolysis.
AGACGUGAUACGUCAAAGGGGAAAGCUCCGAUGCUUUCUCCACAAGGCCGUGGUGCACGGGAAGAUGAGUUAUUCACGGAAGAGAAGAUGGCGUUGAUCCCUAAUUCGCUAAAAUGGAUGAUUCAUGAAUUCCUAAGGCUCAAAGAUAAACGUGAUAUAAUCACAAUUUCUGUCCCCCGAGGAUUCAUUGCACCGCGUACCCAGAUCCUGCUUUCUGGAGAGGAUUUGCAGCAGGUUGCUACGUGUAACUACAUCGGCAACCAGGGAAUGCUGUUUGGAAUGAUGCACAUAUGGGAGAGCAUCAACGGUCUGAGAAAAAUUUUCAAGUUUUACGACCCAGAGCUUCUCACAGUGCAUGGGAUCAACGAUGAAGAACAGAGUCAGUCUUUUGACGAUGCGGCAAGACGAUUGGCUAAUUGGUUAUCAUUAAUGAACAACAACCACCAAAUGUUCUUUAUUCCUUGGAAUAUCGGGAUGCAUUGGACGCUAGUGGUGGUUGCGCCAAGGAAAAUUAUCCAUUUAAACCCUGUAAAAGGCCGCCCAAUUCCCGAAGAAAUAGAACAAAUGAUCGGAAGGGCAUUCAUGUAUAUAGGGGACGCACAUCAGUAUCUUGGCCCGUGGCAAGGAAUUUCACAAGCAAACUGUCCAAGACAACCUAAAAGCCAAGAAUGCGGUUUUUAUGUUUUGAAAUAUAUCACUGACAUCGUCGCACGUGCCAACCCCAACCGUUACAUACAAGAUCAAAAAGCUUUUGGGGGUAAGAAGCAAUACGAUCCAAAAACAGAAUUGUUACCACUACAGCGAAAGUGGAUCGAACAAUUGAUGGCGGUGAUUCACGGUGACGAUUGAGGUUCAAAGGUCGAAGAAUUUUUCUUCAUUAUGUAAUUUUUAUAGAUUAACUUGUAAUUAGAUUUAUUAACUUAUUAAUAUUUUUAACUAAUUUUACAUGUUUGUGUAAUAUUUAAUUACUUUUAUGAAAUCAAAUUAUGUUUUUACCCAAAUUUAAUUACUAUUUAAUUUAAAAUGUAAUUAAUAUAUAAUUAAAUUAAAUAAAUAUGUAAUUUAAAAUUUAAAUAAAUAUGUAAUUUAAAUUAAAUAAAAUAAUAUAUAAAUUAAUAAAUAUAAAAUUAAAAUAAUAUAAUUAAAUUUAAAAAAAAUGAGGAAAACUGAAAUUCGCGUACAUAUGGCGUCGGUUCCUACGCCAUAUAUGGCGUCGAUUAUUGGCUAGGAACCGACGCCAUAUGUACCCCUAUGGCGUCGGUUCCCAGCUAAUAACUGACGCCAUAGGGGUAUAUAUGGCGUCGGUUCAUAUAAACCCUUUAGCGUCGCCCUGAUCAGCGUCGGUAGCGAAUUUCGCGAAAACCGACGCCUAAAUGGCUUAAAAACCGCCUCUAAAGUGUGUUUUCGUAGUAGUGUCAUCUA